Messenger RNA from Bombus terrestris (buff-tailed bumblebee), 642 nucleotides. RefSeq names its product 40S ribosomal protein S10. The transcript has 3 exons. Bases 128 to 607 code for a protein of 159 amino acids. Gene Ontology annotation, molecular function: RNA binding; structural constituent of ribosome. NCBI's taxonomy places the organism in Eukaryota, Metazoa, Arthropoda, Insecta, Hymenoptera, Apidae. Gene Ontology annotation, cellular component: cytosolic small ribosomal subunit. The record is from RefSeq and is a predicted model, not a curated record.
GAAAUAUCGAACGCCUAAAAUUUUUCUUUCCGACAGAAGUCUACUAUUGAAGCAUCAAGUAUGUUAAAUUCCUCUAAAUAUCUGUCUUAAUCGCUUUUAAUUUUCAAUUUAAACAAAAAAUAGGAGAAUGUUGAUGCCAAAAAAGAAUCGUGUUGCAAUUUAUGAGUACCUUUUUAAAGAAGGUGUUAUGGUUGCAAAAAAAGAUUAUCAUGCACCAAAACAUCCAGAAUUGGAAUGUAUUCCAAAUCUUCAAGUUAUUAAGGCUAUGCAGUCUUUGAAAUCUAAAGGAUAUGUCAAAGAACAGUUUGCUUGGAGACAUUUUUACUGGUAUUUAACAAAUGAAGGCAUUGAAUAUUUGCGUGGAUACUUACAUUUACCACCCGAAAUAGUACCUUCCACACUUAAAAGGCAAAGCAGAUCAGAAACUUCAAGGCCAAGACCUACGACAGGUGCAAGAAGUGAAGCAUCUAGACCCACAGAAGAUCGUGCUGGAUAUAGACGAGGUCCUGGAGGGCCAGCUGGUCCUGGUGAUAAAAAAGCUGAUGUUGGUGCCGGUACUGGUGAUGUUGAAUUCCGUGGUGGUUUCGGUCGUGGUAAACCACAAUAAUAUUUUAAUGUAAAAUAAAUAAACAUUUCGUAAUA